Messenger RNA from Macrobrachium nipponense, 3064 nucleotides. It is a transcript of the gene garnet, whose product is annotated as AP-3 complex subunit delta-1-like. The record is from RefSeq and is a predicted model, not a curated record. Gene Ontology annotation, cellular component: terminal bouton; endosome membrane; presynaptic endosome. NCBI's taxonomy places the organism in Eukaryota, Metazoa, Arthropoda, Malacostraca, Decapoda, Palaemonidae. Gene Ontology annotation, biological process: synaptic vesicle budding from endosome; anterograde synaptic vesicle transport; Golgi to vacuole transport.
AGCCGCGUUUAGGUGGGCGGCGGAACGCAGGUUGACAACAUCUGUUUUCGUGAAGUGAAGUGACAGCUCGGACCCCGAUUUUUAUGUGACGUUAUUUACCUCCCCUUUUUUUGACACCAUUAUGUAGCCGGGUUUGCCCGCCGUCUCUGUCGAAGUCGAUCAGCGAAGCGAUUAGCAAUGGCCCUGCGGAAAGUUAAGGGGAAUCUCGAACGUAUGUUCGACAAAAAUCUGACUGACUUGGUGAGAGGAAUCCGGAAUAACAAGGAGACGGAGGCCAAAUACAUAGCACAAUGUAUGGAAGAAAUAAAGACAGAGUUACGCCAAGACAACCUGGCUGUCAAGGCAAAUGCUGUUGCCAAACUCACCUAUUUACAAAUGCUUGGCUAUGACAUCAGCUGGGCAGGGUUCAACAUCAUAGAAGUGAUGAGUUCGUCAAAAUUCACUUAUAAGAGAAUUGGCUAUUUAUCAGCGUCGCAGUGCUUCCAUCAAGACACUGAGGUGUUGAUGCUGACAACAAACAUGAUUCGGAAGGACCUGAACAGUCAUAACAUGUAUGAUGCCGGAACUGCGCUUACAGGCCUAGCAUGUUUCAUCAGUGGAGACCUUGCAAGAGAUCUAGCCAAUGAUGUCAUGACUUUGCUCACUUCAACCAAACCUUACCUGCGAAAGAAAGCUGUGCUGCUUCUCUACAAGAUCUUUUUGAAGUUCCCAGAAGCACUGAGGCCGGCAUUUCCUCGGCUAAAAGAAAAACUGGAGGAUCCCGACCCUGGUGUUCAGUCUGCAGCAGUGAAUGUCAUUUGUGAGCUCGCUAGGAAAAACCCAAAGAAUUAUCUCAGUCUUGCACCAAUUUUCUUUAAACUUAUGACAACAUCUACUAACAACUGGAUGCUUAUCAAAAUUAUAAAGUUGUUUGGUGCUUUGACUCCCUUAGAGCCAAGAUUAGGCAAGAAGCUGAUAGAGCCCCUCACAAACCUCAUUCACAGCACUUCUGCGAUGUCCUUGUUAUAUGAGUGCAUCAACACCGUCAUUGCUGUGCUCAUUUCUAUUUCAUCAGGGAUGCCCAACCACAACGCCUCCAUACAGCUUUGUGUUCAGAAGUUAAGGAUCUUGAUCGAAGAUUCAGACCAGAACCUUAAAUACUUGGGUCUCUUGGCCAUGUCCAAGAUCUUGAAAACACAUCCUAAAUCUGUUCAGGCCCACAAGGACUUGGUCUUGCAGUGCUUGGAUGAUAAGGAUGAGUCCAUUCGUCUCAGAGCUCUAGAUCUUUUAUAUGGCAUGGUAAGCAAGAAGACUGUGAUGGAAAUAGUUCGCAGGCUAAUGACCCACAUGGAUCGAGCUGAAGGGACCAUGUAUCGCGACGAACUCUUGCAGAAAAUAAUUUUGAUUUGCUCACAGAAUAACUAUCAGUUCAUUUCCAACUUUGAAUGGUACAUCAGCGUGUUAGUUGAGCUAUGCAGAAUGGAAGGAACCCAGCAUGGAAGCCUCAUUGCUAAUCAGCUGAUGGAUGUUGCCAUUAGAGUCAUUGCAGUUAGGGAGUUCACUGUAGGCCAGAUGGCGCUACUGCUGGACAAUGCCCAUGUCAUUGUGGGCCCUGCUGCUGCCAGGUCUUCCAUAGCGGAGGUUCUCUAUGCCGCAGCGUGGAUAUGUGGCGAAUUUUCUCAGUUGUUAGCUAAUCCAAAGGCUACCCUAGAAUCCAUGGUCCGAGGGAAGGUCAUCUCUCUACCAGGUCAUAUUCAAGCUACGUAUGUACAUAAUAUGCUUAAGUUAUAUACCCACAUAAUUGCAACUGCAGAAGAGGAAGAAGAUUCCGAAAUGAUAGAUGAGGUAACAAAUCUCCUAGUAGACCGUCUUCCUGUGUUUGUUUCCUCGGGUGACUUAGAAGUCCAGGAGAGGGCAUCCUGUAUCCUUCAAAUAGUUAAUUACGUUCAGAAGUGUCACAAAAACGGCGAGAAAAUUGGUGCCGACCUUGCACUUCUACUGUCUGGAGAACUAAAUCCUGUAGCUCCCAGGGCUCAGAAGAAAGUGCCAAUUCCAGAUGGCUUGGACUUAGAUGCUUGGAUCAAUGACCCACCAUCAGAGAGUGAAGCAGAUGAUGAUGAGGAAGAUGGAGAAAAGGCAGAUAUCUUUGUGAAAUCAGAGUCAUCCUCUAGAGAACGAAAGAAGGAAAAGUAUGAGCCAACGGAAGACGAACUGCAGAAACUACGUGAUGCUAGAAGAGCGGAACAGGCAAGCAACCCGUAUUACGUCAAGUCACUGUCGCAAUCAUCGCCAAGGCCUAACCAUAAUAACAUUCAAGUUGACGAGAUUCCAGUAGCAGCAUUAGAUCUUAAUGUAUCUCUCAAGAUACCAGGAAUGACAUCAUUAGACAAGUACCAAGUUGUAGAUGGCUGGGAAGGUAGCAAGAAGCGUCAUACUAAGAAACAGAAGAAGCGCAGUAAAAGAAGAGGAAGGGUUUCAUCUAGUAGCGAAGAGGAGAUGCCUCAGACGCACAUAGUGAACACCGAUGUGGGAGAAAUGCCAGAGGGAGCCAAUAUCUCGGAUGAUAAUGAACCAGAUGACAGACCGGAAGACGACCCUCACAGAGCACUUGACAUAGAUCUUGAUGAGCCCUUAGCACCUAAUGAAGUUCUUCCAACUAGAACACACUACGAGGUAAGGGCUAAACCUCCAGAAGAAAAUACAGCGAAUCUCAUCAGUGAAAGUCCCAGUAAGAAGAAGUCCAGUAAAAAGGCAAAACGGGAAAAACAUAAAAAACACGAGAAGACGAAGAAAAGAAAGAAGUCCAAGCGGAGGAGAAGCCACAGGAAAAAGCCUUAUAUUAGAUUAAUCGAUCCAAUACAGGGAGUGUCGGUGUCUGAGGAGGCACCCACCACUGCUAACCAUGUCAAUGGAGUUUCUGGAAACAGAGAGUGAAAAUAAAGUAGCGAGCAAAACAAAGAAGAAAUCAAAAGAGAAAGAUAAGAAGCCUAAGAAAGAUAAAGACAAAGAGAAAGAGAAGAAGAAACAUGAUAAGAAGAGUAAAAAGAAAGGUAAAGGCGACACGGAAGAGAAAGACAGUUCUAGU